AUGCAGAAGGCUGGUGGCUCCCUUACAUGUUUCUGCUCCCCUGCUGACCACUGUGCAGAAGGGCGAUCCCAAUGUUCCUCCGACCUCGGCUGCUUUUAUUCAGCCCUUCGAACUCCUGGAAAAAAUACUGUGUACAAUGAACAAUUUGGCUGCCUUUCCAACGAUACCAGCCUGGGGAAAAUGCUUUGCACGGCUCCCAUACCGGAAAACAUGAUUGUCAAGUGUUGCUUUUCUCCAAACCAGGCAUUUUGCAAUGCCCAUCUGCGGUUGCACGACAAAGCGCUCUAUCCAUGGCGCGGUGGUAUUAGUAGCUAUUGCAUCAGCAUAUUACUGCCCGUGGUUGCUGUUGGGUUGACGAUCGUUGUUUUUGGACUGUUAGUGCAUUUCUUACUGCGCCCAAUCCGGCACCGAGGUGAUUUUUCAAAGCCUCCGCGCACGCCAAGCGGAAAUUCCAUCACUGAUAAGAGAUUAUGCGGCACAAUUUUUCCAGCUGACGGAGACUUCCAGGUCCUAGGUGCUUAUCCACAACAAACAUUUGAUGGCACGUUAAGUGCAGAUAGUGGAAGUGGGGGUGGAGUGCCCUUUCUAGUGCGACAAACUAUCGCCCGAAGAACCCUUCUCACUGACUGCAUCGGCAAGGGACGAUUCGGCGAGGUAUGGCAGGCGGAUUGUCAGGGCGAAAAGGUGGCUGUCAAAAUCUUCUCCAGUCGAGAUGGUGCCAGUUGGGCGCGUGAAACAGAAAUCUACAGUACGUCAAUGUUACGACACCCCAACCUCCUGGCCUAUUAUGCCAGUGAUAUGAUCUCACGCGGAGGAUGCACUCAGCUAUGGCUCAUCACAGCCUACCACCGAAAAGGCUCACUGCAUGACUACCUGCGGGUCAACAAGGUCUCCCUGGCCGGCGGUCUACGGUUCGCACGAUCAGCCGCUGCAGGACUAGCCUUCCUGCACACCGCUAGCCUUUUGUUUAAACGCUAUGCCUCUGCUGGACCGCCUUCGGCUGGGCCCCUUGCAGGGACAAAGCGUUACAUGGCCCCGGAACUGCUUUACUUGGCUCUUCUACUGACCACUUUUCAUACUUCCAAGGGAUUGGAUUACGAAGAGCGUGAGGAAGGGCUGGAAAUAUCGGAGGUUACUGAGUGUCAACAUCCGUUUCUUCCUCUCAGAAUUUACCAAGCUGCUGACAUCUACGCUCUAGGAUUAGUGUUAUGGGAAAUUUUCAGAAGGACAGAGGGUCUUAGUGUAGCAACGAGCAAUGUUGAGGAAUACCAGAUUCCAUAUGAGGAUGCGGUUCCUGUGGACCCAACGUUCUCACAAAUGUUCCAAGUUGUUGUCCUUGGCAACCUCCCCUUUGAGGCUAUUCAAUUAGACCAGGUGAUACCGCUGCCACUCAGUUUGACUACAUGCACCUCCUGCAGGGGGCUCCAGGAUCGCUUUAUUGAUUUGAAGGGGAGCAAGCCCACAUUCUGCUGGAGUGGAACAACGGGAAUUCGACCUGUGAUCAGCAGGCGGUGGCUUGAAGCUGGGUCUGGAAUGCAGCGACUCUCCACUCUUCUCCAGGAAUGCUGGGUUCCCAUCUGGAGCAACCGCCUUUCUGCCCUGCGAGUUCGCAAAACACUCGAGAGCCUGGAGGCCGAAUUGCGGUCCUAG
Molecule: messenger RNA, 1650 nt
Organism: Dibothriocephalus latus
Lineage: Eukaryota; Metazoa; Platyhelminthes; Cestoda; Diphyllobothriidea; Diphyllobothriidae
Source: the annotation of a GenBank genome assembly